This is a messenger RNA of Microthlaspi erraticum, 624 nucleotides long. The record is from the annotation of a GenBank genome assembly. Lineage: Eukaryota; Viridiplantae; Streptophyta; Magnoliopsida; Brassicales; Brassicaceae.
AUGGAAGCGAAGAAGGGGAAAGGGAAACGGCGCAGGAAGACGAUCGGAGGUGCAAAGAGAGCUCACUAUGCAUAUGCAUGCGACGUCCUUCAUCAAGGAGAGAUCGUUCCCUUCCCUGUGCGUGUGCCUGUGCCUCAAGUCUCGGAAGCUGCUGAGCCCAAGCCUGAGCUUCGUGUCUCCAAUGAGCUCAAGGGAGCUAUUAAAAUGGCACGAGAGGCUAAAAACUUGUCUCAGGCUCAGCUUGCCGAGAUGAUAGGAGAGCACAAAAAGGUGGUGAAAUGGUACGAGUAUGGUCACCCUGUGCUUAAUGAAACAAUCAUUUCAAAGAUGGCGGAGGCUCUUGGAGCUAACCUCACAGGACCUAUAAACAAUGACAAAACCGCUUCUGACAUACUAAACUCUAUAGACAAGGCAAAACUUACUCUCGGCGAACUCGGCGAACUUGCUAAGCUUCAAAAGGCGCCCGUGAUUAGGGAGACGGAAACCGAGAAGGCAAUCCGAAUCCAGAAACUUCAUUCCAAGAUGAAAGAAAAUCUUCAAGAGGCAGAGCUUGCUGGAUCCAUCCGCAGACGCAAGCCAAAGAAGGAGGUAUUAGGCGCCGGCAUCGGUGGAGAGUUUCACUGA